This is a messenger RNA of Gorilla gorilla gorilla (western lowland gorilla), 2961 nucleotides long. RefSeq names its product tigger transposable element derived 6 (gene TIGD6). Gene Ontology annotation, cellular component: nucleus. The transcript is spliced from 2 exons. The coding region runs from base 225 to 1790 and encodes 521 amino acids. Gene Ontology annotation, molecular function: DNA binding. The record is from RefSeq and is a predicted model, not a curated record. NCBI's taxonomy places the organism in Eukaryota, Metazoa, Chordata, Mammalia, Primates, Hominidae.
UUCCAGUCUGCCUACUUCUCUGCAUCUACCGCCAUCACCAACCUUCUAGCCACCAUCAUCUCCUGCCUGGACUGAUGUAGUUCUCCCCACAUCCCCUCUACAAUCUAUUCUCCACGAAGCAGUCAGAUUGAUCAUUUUGCACUUUUUCCACACUUGGGGCAAAGCAAGCCGCGAGGAGGAACCAGACAGUCCUGUUAGUUGUGGCCAGCCCUCAUUCCCUGGAAAUGGCAAACAAGGGGAACAAGAAGCGUCGGCAGUUCUCUCUGGAGGAGAAAAUGAAAGUUGUGGGAGCUGUAGACUCAGGCAAGAGGAAAGGUGAUGUGGCAAAAGAAUUUGGUAUCACUCCCUCUACUUUAUCUACAUUCUUAAAGGAUCGCACCAAAUUUGAAGAAAAGGUGCGGGAGGCAUCCGUGGGACCCCAGCGGAAAAGGAUGAGGAGCGCUCUUUAUGAUGACAUUGAUAAGGCUGUUUUUGCUUGGUUUCAAGAAAUCCAUGCCAAAAACAUUCUUGUGACUGGUUCUGUCAUUCGGAAAAAAGCACUAAACUUGGCCAACAUGCUUGGCUAUGACAAUUUUCAAGCAAGUGUGGGCUGGCUGAACAGAUUUAGAGAUCGCCACGGAAUUGCUUUGAAAGCAGUCUGUAGAGAAGAUAGUGACAGGUUAAUGAAUGGUCUAGGAAUAGAUAAGAUUAACGAGUGGCAUGCAGGGGAAAUUAUAAAACUGAUUGCUGACUACAGCCCAGAUGAUAUCUUUAAUGCUGAUGAGACAGGAGUGUUUUUCCAGUUGCUUCCCCAGCACACACUUGCUGCUAAAGGAGACCACUGUAGAGGGGGCAAGAAAGCAAAGCAGCGGUUGACAGCACUCUUUUGUUGCAAUGCCUCGGGGACUGAAAAAAUGAGACCAUUGAUUGUUGGUAGGUCAGCCAGCCCACACUGCCUCAAGAACAUUCAUUCCCUCCCUUGUGAUUACCGAGCCAACCAGUGGGCUUGGAUGACAAGGGAUCUGUUUAAUGAGUGGCUGAUGCAAGUGGAUGCCAGGAUGAAGAGGGCGGAACGCCGGAUCCUCUUGCUCAUAGACAACUGCUCUGCUCAUAACAUGCUUCCACACUUGGAAAGGAUUCAGGUUGGGUAUCUGCCCUCCAACUGUACUGCUGUCCUGCAGCCACUGAAUCUUGGCAUAAUUCACACCAUGAAAGUACUGUACCGGAGCCACCUUCUAAAACAGAUCCUCCUCAAGCUCAACAGCAGUGAGGAUCAAGAAGAGGUGGACAUCAAGCAGGCCAUCGACAUGAUUGCUGCAGCGUGGUGGUCAGUCAAGCCAUCCACAGUGGUGAAAUGUUGGCAGAAGGCAGGCAUCAUCCCUAUGGAAUUUGCAGAAUGUGACACAGAAUCAGCAGCCAGUGAACCAGACAUUGCCAUUGAAAAGUUGUGGCACACAGUGGCUAUUGCCACCUGUGUCCCAAAUGAAGUAAAUUUCCAGGACUUUGUUACUGCAGAUGAUGAUCUCAUUAUCUCUCAGGACACAGACAUCAUCCAGGACAUGGUGGCUAGCGAAAAUACCAGUGAAGCAGGAAGUGAAGAUGAAGGGGAGGUAUCUUUACCAGAGCAACCAAAAGUCACCAUCACAGAAGCCAUAUCAAGUGUACAGAAACUUAGACAGUUCCUUUCCACUUGUGUAGACAUUCCUGACGCCAUUUUUGGACAAUUAAAUGGCAUAGAUGAAUAUUUAAUGAAAAGAGUGACACAAACCCUUAUUGAUUCCAAAAUUGCAGAUUUCCUCCAAACAAAAUAAUGCAGGAAUUUAUUUCAGAAAAUGUAGUUUACAAGAAUAAAGAUUUCUUUAGAUAGGUUGUUGAGCCAAUUUAAGUAAAGCAAUGUUAUUAUGACAACAUUCCAGUACUCUGAAAUAGCCAGGAAACUUCUUUGAAUGGAAUUUGACUAAUAUGUGUGUUUUCUUUUCUUUUGUUUUUGGCUGUCUCUGGUCCUUGAUUCAAGAUGUAUUUUGAUUCAUCCAAGGGUUUCCAAACUUGUCUGCAAAUUAGGAUCACUUGAGAAUCCUUUAAAAAUUCCAAAGCUCAGGCCAUAUCCCAGGCCUAUUAAAUCACAAUCUUUGGUGAUGGGUCGCAGGCAUUGGUAGUUUUGAAGCUCUCCAGGUGAUUCCAAUGUGCAGACAAAUUUGGAAACUGAACCAACCACAGGAACAUCAAGGACACUGUGGGCCUGGGUCCAGCUUCUUUCCAGUAAGUGUAUCUCAGGGGCUUCCAAAUUUAGCUCACAUCAGAAUCACUUGGAAGGCUUGUUAAAACCCAAGGCUGCUAGGCCCACCCCCGGAGUUUGAUACAGUAGACCUCAGGUGGGACCCAAAAAUUUGCAUUUCUAACACAUUCUCAGCUGAUGCAGUCCAGGCUCCAUGCUUUGAAAACCACUGGUCUAGCUUUAGAUAGGAUAUUGAGCCAAUUUAAAUAAAGCAAUAUACUGGUCUAGCUGAGUUCUAAAACUUCUCUCUUUAGCUGGCCAUCUGAAUACUCCCCCAUCACUAACUGUUAAAAAAAAAGAAUCAACUGUUCUUACUCUAGAGCUCUUUUUUCCUUUCUGCUGAUUUGCUGGAAGCACUACAGGACUUCUGUUUGUUUGUUUGUUUUUAAAGAUGGAGUCUUGUUAUAUUGCCUAGGCUGGAAUGCAGUGGUUAUUCACAGGCAUGAUUAUAACACACUACUCUCUCUAACUCCCAGCCUCAAGCCAUCCUCCCAAAUAGAUGGGACUACUGAUGCACACUGCCAUGCUGGCCUUACGAAAUGUUUUUUUUUUUUUAUGUUCUAUACUCAAAUUUUAUUUUGAUUGCACGUUGAAAUGAGAAUACAUUGAUUACGCUGGGCCAAAAUACAUUAUUAAAAAUUAGUUUCACCUGUCUUGUCACUUUUUCUUGUGGCUUUAAAAAUAUUAAAAUUCCACUUUUGCCUGCA